Molecule: messenger RNA, 2344 nt
Organism: Tarenaya hassleriana
Lineage: Eukaryota; Viridiplantae; Streptophyta; Magnoliopsida; Brassicales; Cleomaceae
Product: zinc finger MYND domain-containing protein 15
Exons: 2
Coding region: 226-2133 (635 amino acids)
Source: RefSeq, a predicted model, not a curated record
AAUCUUUUGUGUUUCUUACAUCAUUUGCGAAUCGGACUCGCAGUUUCUGGAGUUCAGAAAGUUACCUCCUUCUGGAAGCUAAGGUUGUCUUAAUCUAACCAGAUCCAUCACUUCGCUACAGCCAUGGCGGUGUUUCUUUGUCCAAGUGAUUUUCCGGUAAUGUACUAAUGUGGCUACCAGCUUAUCUGGGUUUGAGUCAGAUCUAACUCUUGUGAAGUUUCAAGGAUGGAUUUGCACUUGGAGAGCUUGUUCGGUAGGUUCCAGGACCAAUUCGGGUCGGGUCCGGGUCUGGGACCCGGAUCUGGGGUUUGUCUGAUGAAGGUUGAAGGCAUAUCUCCUACCAUCGUCAAGUCUAUAUUUAGAGCUUCAGCUUCUCUGUACAGAACUGAGCCAUGGAGGAGGCUCCGACCGGGUCAUUUGUUUGGCGUUCGGGUCGGGAAAGACUCGGAUUGGUCAGGCAAGAAACAGCCUUUCCCCUGUGUUCAGUUCAUAGGAGGAGACGGUGGAGACAUAUCAAUCUAUAUGUAUAGAUCCCGAAAUGAUGCAGAGAAAAUGAUAGAAGAUCCGAGGGAAAUGGCUCGGGUCCCGAAAGUCGAGGUCUUGAGGGUUACAUAUGAGCUCGAGUCAUUGAUGUUUCCUUCUAACAAGAAGAUGAUCAAGAGCCUGUCUUUAGAAGUUUCCGGAACUGAUCGGUUCCCGGUUGUUGAUGUUGCUCGGUGCACGGCCUCGGGUGAACUCCGGUUCAGAAACCCAACACUGGAAGAGCUGAGGUUUGUAUAUGCAGUCAUGAAAGCUCUUUCAUUGGUUCAUCCAUUGCUUCAAGAGGAGAAACAAGGUGGUCUUCGAUGGCCGAGGAUGAUAAGCUUUGUACCGUUUAUAGAGACGGUUGAUGUUCAAUGGCCCGUGGAGAUGAUCGUAAAGGGAAAUGAUUUCGUCGCUGUCACGGUUUCACACCCUCCUGGCCAAUCAUACGAGGAAAAUCCGACAUCCAUGGUGGAAACUGAAGAAGAUCGGUUAGAAACCAUUACAGAAAGAGCAUUACUUGAUCUGGGAUCUUCAGAUACUGUCUCUAGAAAGUGUGCAAUGUGUCUGAAAGCAAUUCACAGAGAUAAAUCUCUUUGCUGCAGCCAUUGCAGUGCAACGAUCUACUGCAGUUCAGACUGCGAGAAGCGGCAUUGGCGGGAGAUUCACCGAAGUGUAUGCAGUCUUUACAAAGCUAUGAUGGCUAAGGAAGAAGAGCUCGAGAUAAAAAUCUUUGCUUUCCCUUGUUUUGCCGAAAACCCGUGUGAAUGGCUCGGAUCGUUAGGUAUCCACAAGAAGGGAAUGUGGAGAAGGAAAUGCCAUUGCUACUCUCACUGGCCUUUCGGUCUCUUACCCUUUUCCUCGGAUUCACUAUAUGAGUCAUGGGGAGGGCUCAGAAACGAAGAGUACCCACAAGAUUUACCGUUUCAGAAUCAGGGCAACGGGAUUGGACCAGGUCCUAUCCUCUUGUCAGAUUGGUCAGAAUACUACAAACUUCGAUCUUUGUCACCCUCGAGCCCAGUAGCCGACAUUUUAUCCCAUCCAUUAACCCUUUACCACAUACUAACAACGCUGAGUGUGCAUUCAAAGAAUCUCUUGCUCAGAGGAAAAGAAGUGAACGUCCAUUACUUGGGUCCAGAACCCGAGCUCGACUGGAUUCAGGCAUUCGCAGAGAUUGGUCACUUGCUCAAAGGUACAGGAACAGUGAAGAUAACGAUGGUCGGACCAGAAGUUCCAUCCGACAUGUCUGGUACGACGCGAUCAAGCAGCAAUAGCAGCAUAGUGAAGGUACACUUUGUGAAAGGGCUAUACCAAGAGGAGGCGGCUUAUCUGGCUUCACCAGACGUGGUCGUGGCCUUGAACUGCGAUCUGGACGGGUUCUCUAGCUGGGAAGGAGCUCUUGAAGUGAUGAACAAGAUGGGUUUUUUGGGUUUCUUCACUAAUAAAACCGAGGAUUCUUGCAGGAACGCAAAGGCAAGCUUGAGAAGUGCAGGGAUGGAGAUAUCUUAUCCAGUUUGUCCGAACCCUUUCCGGUCACCGGUCAGAACUUUCGAAGGAUCCAACAAUCUUCCAUGUUACAGUAAUGCUUUCAUCCUCGGAGUGAACACAUGACAGAUUCUCGUCUCCGUGUUUCUAUCUUUUGAGCAUGGACUUCACUUGGGGCAAGCCAAGAUGUUUCAGUAGAAACUUCCUGUUGUUACAUGUUUAGAACCACAGACUACGUGUCGUUUUCCUUGCGGAAAAACAACGAGACGUGCCAGGAUGGCUCGAGGCCGUAAUCAGAAUAAUAUUCAGAUAAUUUAAUAUUAUAUUGCAUGUGGUA